GUGUGUGUGUGUGUGUGUGUGUGUGUGUGUGGAGUUUACGCUGUUGUCCACUGCAUAGGUAUUGAUGGAGGCAGACAGCAGGUUACAACACCACAGGAAGAUGACCUCCCCCAGAACUGACCACUGACUUUAUAUUGAGUGCCCCCAUAUGAUGAUUGGCUGGUGAUUGCCAAGUAAAAAAAGCUGAGUAACACAAACCUGAAUAGACCAGACAGAAAUACAAAACAUAUCCAUUCUGCUACACUUUGUGUGCCUAAUCCACGAAACUUCACAUGCAUUGACUGCAUUGCCUGAUUGUAGCCCCACGCAGCUUAUAUGUAAAAUAAGGUUUGUGUCGCUAGGUGGACGAAUCCCUUUGUUCUAGCGUCCCCUGUAUUGGGAUAGGCCCAAAGCACCUUUUGGACAAUAGCUCAACAACUGUUACGCCAAAGUUGGCCUCUAGGAGGCGCAUGACCAUUACGACUCAUUUGUGGAGUGAUGCCACCAAGUGAAUCAUAUUACAAGGAAAAAACCCUAGCACUUCACUAGCUAAUAUCUUGUGAUGAAAAUGUUCAAACUGACAUUUCACACUGUACAUUACUACCAGAUUCUUUUGACGUACAUCAAAUCUCACGAAAUGAUGUCCAUGGGGGGCGCUGCAACCGACACAUUUCAGUAUCUUCAGAACCACUGAACCUGAAGUGCUGCCAACGACCAGUCAAAGUUCAGCUCCCAAGACGUGCCUGUGAUGUAAAGGAUCAAACUUAAUGGCGUUCUGCUUGGAUCCCUGCUUGCAGCUAUAUUUAAACGUAUUAUUAGGGUAGUGUACACCCCUGUCCUGUCUUGUUGAUACCUUACAUUUAGUGUUGUUUUCAAACAUAUUUUUGCCUUCAACUAAUAAUCCUACAUUUUAUACAUACAUGCAUAUUUCUCAAAACUUUGUAAGUAAAUGCCAAGUACAUUUAUACAAUGAAGCUCACAUUGUUCCUUAUGUAAAUUUCACAAAAUGCUCAAAUUUAACACAAGAAUAUAUCUGUUAUCACACUCAUGCCUAAUAUUCAAAAACCUUCAUUUUAUUUUGCAAAUGUGUUUUUUUUAAGGGUUGAGGGUUUCUUGCUGAGGGAACCAACUAUAGUGUGUUAGCAACCAGGAAUGUUUUUAAGAUGUGUCACCACAAAAUACAAGUUGUGUUCAGCAGAUAAAGAAUUUGAAGGUUGAUAUAUGGGUUAAGAGUUUCACUUCUCUUUCUUUCUCCUCUUCCUUUCUCUCUAAAACAUAAUAUGAGAGUGUUAGAUGCUGACCUUCCAUCUUGAGAGUGAUUCCUCUGUUAUUUGUCACUUCCUUAAAGUAUUUUCCAGAGUUGGACCAUCUCUGAUCGUUGCUAGUCAGUGUUUUUUUCUUCACAUUCCUGCCUUGCUGAGUACAGCAUCAAAUAAUUCAAAUCCUCUUCAAUAGAUUUACAUCAUAAGCUUUUCAUCUCACAUCCAUCCAUAAUAUACUACUAAACUACAUUAACCAUUAUGUGUAUAUAGAUAGGCCCAUAACACUUUAUGAAUUCAUAUUUGCUACCUUACCUCAUAGAACAUUAACUCAUACAGUACUUCCUCCAGACACAUUCCUUUCGGUACAGGGAAAGACUGAAAUAGUUUACUGGAAGGCCCUUUGUUUAUGAUACCUCUGUGAAACCUUAACCGCUGAGAAUUGCCAGUUUGGGGAAUUUUUUCCAGGUUUGCCGUCGGAAGGACUGAAGGGGGCCCUUUUCAGAGCUGUCAGUGUGAGGCGGCUUUAUCGCGUCACCUGCAGCGCACAAUGAACCUGUGAAUCAUCUAUAGGGAAGGUAAACAUGGUCACUUUAUUAGGUUUAGUCUGGGGACGUGGGGCUUGUUUAACCAAAGCACCAGGCAAGGGUGGGGCAGCCGGCAAGAGUGGGUCAAUGCCAGUAAUGUCUGUCCCACUUCUCACCCUCUAUUAUUCUCUCUCUCUCUCUCUCUCUCUCUCUGUCUUUCAUUCUCUUUAUUUCUCACUUUACUCCAUUCAUUUUACCUGUCAUCUCUCGCCCUCUCCACCUUAACAACUCCCUGGCUUCAUCUCUCUUCCUUGCCUUUCAUAAUCCUCACCCCAUGCUGCACCUGACACACUGGAAUAUAAAAACUGAUAACGGCACGUCUCUCAGAGUAUAAACAACAUCUCUCCGGGGGGAGCGCUGGAACCUCUUCCAACUUCCACUCCAACGUGAACGAGAGCAGAGGUCAGCGCUGGAGUUACCAUGGAGUUAGUGUGUGACUACCACGGAGAGUGUGUGUGAUGCUGCUGAGUGAGAGGGAGGGAGGUUAUUCCACCCUCUUAUUAAUUUUCCAUUAUCAGGACCGAAUAUUGAGGGCACAGAGUAAACACAGACUGGCGGAGGUGGCUUGCAGUGGGCAGGAUCCUACUGCCACUGAAUAAGUAAGCAACGCUGGAAGACAGGAGCAGACUCUACACACACACACAACACACACACACACACAGACAGACAGGCAAAGCAGACGAGAGAGAGGAGGGUGAGCUUCCAGAAUUCAUCAUCAUCAUCAUCAUCAUCAUCAUCAGUCAUGCACAUAUGAGAGCUUUGGAAGAGACGUGCUGACACCAUGUGACGGCUGAUCUGUUCACCGCAUCCCACGCGUCACAUCCACCGCGGAGUCACCAUGCAGGAAUGCCAGACGCAGCUCUGCCUCUCGGUCUACAUCAUCACCUUCAUCACCGGCUUCCCCACCAACAUCCUGGCCUUCUACGCGUUCAUCCUGAAGGUGCGCCGCAAGCCCACGCCCAUCGACAUCCUGCUGCUCAACCUCACGGUGUCCGACCUGCUCUUCCUCAUCUUCCUCCCCUUCAAGAUGCAGGAGGUGGCCAACGACGGAACAUGGAACAUGCCCUACUUCCUGUGCCCGUUCUCGGGCUUCAUCUUCUACAUGACCAUCUACAACAGCACCCUCUUCCUGACGGCCGUGAGCGUGGAGCGAUACCUCGGCGUGGCCUUUCCCAUCCGUCACUCGCUGAACCGCCGCCCAGUUUACGCCGUCUUGGCCAGCAUCUUCAUCUGGGUGGUGUGCUUCAUGCACCUCAGCAUAGUCUUCAUCAUGCCCUACUACAACCCCAAAACCCCCUCUGCCUCCGGUGCUGACGUCAACAGCACUGAGCUGGGGCUUGUGGCGCCCAUCCGGCAGCGGCCGAACGUCUGCUACGAGAACUUUUCCGACGCUCAGCUGGAGAUCCUCCUGCCGUACCGUCUGGAGCUGUGCGUCGUGCUGUUCUGCGUGCCUCUCGUCAUCUGCUCAUUCUGCUACAUCAACUUCAUCCGCAUCCUCAUGCGACUGCCCAACAUCAGGCGGCAGCGCCGCGUCAGGGCCAUCAGCCUGGCGCUGGGCACGCUGGUGGUCUUCACCCUCUGCUUUGGGCCCUACAACGUCUCGCACGUGGUGGGCAUGGUCACGCACAAGAGCCCGCAGUGGAGGGACCUGGCCCUCCUCCUCAGCACCUUCAACGCCUGCCUGGACCCCUUCAUCUUCUACGUGUCCUCGUCGGCGGUCAGGAACAUGCUGGGAGACAUGCUGCAGGGCAUCUGGAACUGCGUGCCCGUGUGGGACAGCAGCAGACUCCGCAAGUGCUUCGUCUGGAGAAUGGACAUCAGCCAGACCAAAAAAGUGACUUUCACAAAUCCUGAUGAAAUAAAUGCCCUCUGACAAGACACCAGUGACAGUUUGUUUUUUGUCAUUUCUAUUUAGAUGUAUGUACUGUGAGCUAUUUCUCUUAACUCACCUCAGGCCUGCUUACUAUAUUCAGACUAAAUCAGCAGCAGGAAAUGGAAUACCUUGACGUACACAAUGAGAAAAUCACAAGAAGUGGAGGAGGAGGAUGGCUCAGAUCUUCCUCAUGGUGAGGUGUGACACCUUUUCACUGAAAAACUGGCUCUCUUCACUAAAUACAGACUUUAUCAUUCAUCCGCCUCACUGGAGGAAGUCAACUAUAUUUGACCCUACUAAUAAUUUCGCUUUUCUGGUCAUGUUUGCAUAGUGAAAAUAGCAAACAGAAACCUAUAUAUAUUGUGGGGUGAUAACCCAAGCAACCAUAUUGCUUUUGAAAAACUCAAUUAGCUUCUGGUACAUCUCCAACAAGAUAAGGUAUAUGUCCUGAUGCUUUGUUCUCUGCUAGUGACCACUGGAUGUAUAUCAGAUUAGUAAUCAUGAAGUAUGUUAUGAACAGGUUUAUUAUUUACAAUUACAACCACUUUCUACCA
Molecule: messenger RNA, 4252 nt
Organism: Clupea harengus (Atlantic herring)
Lineage: Eukaryota; Metazoa; Chordata; Actinopteri; Clupeiformes; Clupeidae
Product: free fatty acid receptor 2
Biological process (GO): G protein-coupled receptor signaling pathway; cellular response to fatty acid
Cellular component (GO): plasma membrane
Molecular function (GO): G protein-coupled receptor activity
Source: RefSeq, a predicted model, not a curated record